GUUAUAUAUAUGCUAAUAAAGUAGUAUCCACUAUCCAAGGUUAAAGACUAUUUCUUUAAAACAAAAUACAAUAAACUAUAAAUCGUUUACAGUAUUUAUAAGACUUACGCUGUCGUUUGACACGGAAUUGUAUUUAUUUCCGACCUACAAAAAAUCCGAGAAUGCAGCGUGAAGACAAACAACUGGAACUGGUGCUUGAAAAUUUCCAGAGCAAGUUGAAUGAGUUUAAAGCUCAAAUAUAUGCUCUUAUAUUCAAGCUAGAGCACGAACGAGACAAUGUCAAUUGGACGACAGUGCUUGAUACAUUCGCUGUAUUCUCAACACAAUAUACUGCCAUCAUGAAGUAUCUCUCCUACGAAAAGCUUCCACAGUUACGUAACUACAGUGUGUUGCCACUGAUGUUAAACCCUGAGCGCGAUGAGGAUCUUGCGCGAAUUACCGAGAAUCGAGUGCCAGCCCUGUCCCAUGACAUUGUACCCGAUUUUUUGCGUACUAAAACUGAACCUGAAGUUGAACACAAACUCAUGCAGGUUGAGCACAAGGCGGGUGGCUUACAAUUUGAAACAGCACAAAAACAGCUGGCGGCAUUCAACAAAGUAGUUAAUCAUGUAUUGGACUUAGUAUCUAAAGCCAGAGAAGAAUGGGAAGUAGAAACUGGAGCUCGUGUUGGCAUUGGUCAAACUUCAUCAGUUGCAGACUUACAUACACUUGUAUCGGCUGUAAGUAUGGGUAAAAAUUUGAAACCAAUGGUGCCACAAGUAUCCCCUGGUGGUAUGAUGGUGCCCCCGACUGGUAGACCAGUUACUCCUAGUAUGGGGCCAAAUACACCACCAAUGGGUAUGAUGCCCAAACCACCUCCUGGAAUGAAGACCAAUGUAAAGACUGCUGGAGCACCUCAUCCAUAUAGAUAAAAAAUUUCAUAAAUGUCAUCUUGUGCUUUUCUAUUUAAUGUUAUAUCAAACAUUUUUUUUUCAUAUCUAUGUUAAUAAUCGAUACGUUUUUAGUAUAUAUUAAAAAUUGUUAUAGAUUA
This is a messenger RNA of Rhopalosiphum maidis (corn leaf aphid), 1030 nucleotides long. It is a transcript of the gene MED8, whose product is annotated as mediator of RNA polymerase II transcription subunit 8. The transcript has 3 exons. Gene Ontology annotation, biological process: regulation of transcription by RNA polymerase II. Lineage: Eukaryota; Metazoa; Arthropoda; Insecta; Hemiptera; Aphididae. The record is from RefSeq and is a predicted model, not a curated record. Gene Ontology annotation, cellular component: core mediator complex; mediator complex. Gene Ontology annotation, molecular function: RNA polymerase II cis-regulatory region sequence-specific DNA binding; transcription coregulator activity. Bases 162 to 911 code for a protein of 249 amino acids.